AGAUAUAUAUGGUAAGGGGUAGAGGUACGUUAAGGACAAGGUGGAGGUAAUAAGGGCGGGACGAGUUGAACUGAAGCGAUGGUUUGACUUGCAAAGCAGGCUCAAACGCCCAUAGCCCAGGCGUGAGAGGAGGGCCCUACAUGAAGUCCAGUGUCAGGGACACAGACAGCUGGGAGCUGUAUUGUGCUGGGGCCUUGUCACCCAUAGGCAUGAAUUAGUGAUAAGAAAUGUUUCAAGCCAUGAGGAGGAGGUGUCAGGAUCAGACAGGCAGAAGCACAGACGGCAGGACGGAUACGCGGGCGGGGGCUGUGCUGGGCGGCUCGGCGGCAGGCUGGUGGAAGAUGUCGUCCGGAGCCGGAGGGAGGGGGGGCAGGCGGCUCAGGGGCACGGUGAGCGGCUGUGGAGGAAGCCGAAGUGGGUGUGGAGAGGCUGAGGAGGGCUCGGUGGGGAUCCCUUUCCCUGAGCACAGCGCAGACAUCCUGGGCAGCCUCAACAAGCAGCGCCUCACUGGGCUGCUGUGUGACGUGCUCCUGUCGCAAAAAGACCGUGAGUUUCCCGCCCACCGUUCCGUUCUGGCCUCCUGCAGCUCCUACUUUCAUAAGCUCUUCACUUCGGGGGCCGCUGCUGACCAACAAAACAUCUACAACAUUGACUUUGUGGCUGCUGAGGCCCUGGGCGCACUGCUAGAGUUUGCCUACACAGCCACACUGACGGUCAGUCACAACAGUGUGGCUGACAUCCUCGAGGCCGCACGCCUUCUGGAAAUCCCUCCGGUCCAGGAUGUCUGUACUCACCUACUAGACACGAAAGUGCUCUCCCCAUCGAUGGAUUGUGAUCUGAAGGAUGGUGAUGAGGGCAAAGGCUGUGGUGGCCAGGACAAGGGAAACCAUGUGCGUGCCCGAGAAUAUUUAGAGUCUUUCCAGAGAGUGGUUCACUGGAGCAGUAGCUGCAGCACGCCGGAGCUCAGGGACGUGCCCACACACCUGCACUUUAAUCAUGGUAACGGGGGAAUACCUAGUAACGGGGUAUUCAGUGGUCCGGGGGAGUACUGCUCACCCCUCGCCUUGGCCCUGGCCCCUGCCCCCACACAAGAGCCAGAAGACGAAGAUGACGAUGAAGAGGAUGAUGAUGAUGGCAAUACAAUUCAGGGCAAUGGAGCAAGCCUCACUUCAACAUACUACCCUCCACCUCAAAAUGGUCACUACUAUCUUCCUGCUGAGUCCAGGCUGGGGCAGGAGGCAGAAAUGGAAGAUGGGAGCAAAGAGUUGAUGGUGAGAGAGAGGGGUCCAGCCAGUGCCCUCCUGCAGCAGAUGAUGGACUCCAUAGAGAGGCAGAAGAAGCGCGUACUGGCCGGCGAAGACCUGGGGGACGGGGAUGAAGCUGAUGUGGAAUUUUACUUGAAUUACUUUAACAGCACGCAGCAUGAGGAUCCUGCUUCUUCUGCUGUGACACAGGGACAGCAGCCGCUCUGGUUGUCAAGGAGCAGCACAGGUCCUGAUCGAGUAGAGAAAGCCACAGGGGAGAGAGGUGGCACGACUGGAGGGGCAGGGGGUGAACGAAAGAUGCGCUCUAAGGCCUUCCAGAAGUGCCCCAUUUGCUCCAAGGUCAUCCAGGGAGCAGGCAAACUACCCCGUCAUAUCCGAACACACACAGGAGAAAAACCUUAUGAAUGCACCAUCUGCAAAGUGCGCUUUACCAGGCAGGACAAGCUCAAGGUCCACAUGAGGAAACAUACGGGAGAGAAGCCUUACCUGUGUACGCAGUGUGGAGCCGCAUUCGCUCACAACUAUGACCUGAAGAAUCACAUGCGCGUGCACACUGGCCUGCGGCCUUACCAGUGCUCCAGCUGCUUUAAGACUUUUGUUCGCUCCGAUCACCUUCAUCGCCACCUCAAGAAAGACGGCUGUAAUGGCAUCCCCUCCCGCCGCGGCAGAAAGCCCCGGGUGCGAGAGCCUGAUCUCCUGGAUGCCCCUAUGAGCCUGCUGAGCCCCAGUUUGGACUCUGGAGCAGUGCCUCGUGUUGCCCGGGGGCGGCGGCGCUCUGAAGCUAGCUCUGUGGUGGAGCGAGAAGGGGGAGCUGAGCCCCACGCACACAGUCCUUUGCUUCAGCCGCCAGGACGGGACACAGGGCCCUGACUGAAACAAGGACGUACUGCUGGACACCAGUCACUCUGCCCCCUGUGAGACAGGACAGAGUGAACAGAGGAGAAACAUGUUCGAAGACAAACUGAAACAAAAAAACAAAAUAUUCCUCUAUAAACCAAAUCAGGGUGUCGGAAAAUCUAAUCUUUAUAGUUUUUUUUUUUGUCUUUACUAGGAAAUGGAGUAGAUUUGCAAGCACUUGAGUUUUCUUUUGAAGAGCAAAAGAACGCUUCAGAGCUCAAACCCAUGACGUCCACUUUCUGGGUCAUUGUGUAGACUUUAUGAUAUUUGGGGUUUUAUACAUUGGCACUUAUAUGCUUAGGCAAAUGUAUAUUCAUUACAAAAAACUCAGCAACUAUGCAGUUGAUUUAGAUUUUAUUGGUUUUGUCCUCAAAGCCUUCAAAGCUCUAAGCAAGGUGUCAGGCACCUUCUGGCUGCUGUACGGGUGAAACGAGGACAAAUCCGUGAAAACUCUUUUCUAUUCUUUUGCAGGUCUGAAAUGUACAGUUACCAUAGAAACUACAUUGCCACAAUAUGGCAUAUGCAAGAAAAAAAAUCUGAUGCAACAGUUCACUUAAAAUGUUCCAGAAAGAAUCAGAAAAGGGUAUGAUUAUGAAGUGUUACUUACUCCAUAAAAUCUGUUAAGAAAUUGAUCAUAAUUGCGAAACAAAUUUGCAUUGAGUCGAAUCCACAUCAUUGGGGGCUCGCUAGUUGCAGGGUGGAGGGUUUGUGUUUUAAAAGCACUACCGUUGUAUAUUUUGGUUUGACUAUGUUGCCUCUUUUCCCUCCAUAUCCUGCAAUUUCAUAAUUUCUUUUUUCUUUAAUGUUGUCUUAAUUUUUUUGUUCUUUAUUGUGCUGACUGCUUUGGGUACUUGACACUUUAUAAUUGUAUGUAUAUAUAGCGAGUGGUAAUAUGACAUGGGACCCUCUUAAUGCUGAGGUGUACUUACUAAUCGGGUUUUUCCUCUUAGGCUUGAUGUCUUAUUUCACUUGUGUGAACAAGGCUAACUGUAUGAAUGUUUGAGCUUAAAGUUGCCCCGGUAGAUAAAAACUGAACACUUGAUUAUAGAAAGGAUGGGAAUGAAGAGGCUGAAUGAAUGUGCAUACUAUUUGCAGUUUUCGGUCCUUGUGUGACAAGGAGCGGGUAGCAUUUAACCAAAAGCUGGUUAAGAGAAUGGCAGGGAGCCCCAAUGAGAGAAUUAUAGAGAGUAUGAGGAGUACAUGCGUAGACAAGCACCUUUUCUAUGUUUGCACAGCUUUACUAAAGAUAUCCAACAGUGCAAAGGUAUAUUUAAAGCAAGCGGGCUGGUGCUGGAAGGGAGUGAAAGGUAGGUUAUGUAUCAUGCUUAUUCCAAUCUUUUUGCCCUAGGGACCACACAACCGUGAGGCAACCUGUAUGAUGAAGAGAGCAAUAAAUACCUGUCCAAGUCGCUUGGCCAAAUAGGAGUGCAGCUGCAGCUCGCUGAGGGGGAGGGGCGCAGGGAAGGGAGGGGGAUCUCACAAUGUCUGUUGCAUUCCAAAAAAUAAUCUCCCCAGCUCACUCAGCCACGUUUCCAGGCAGGAGGGGAUGGGAUCAGGCCUUUUCUCUCUGCCCCUGUAGUCCUGUUAUGCCCCCGAAUCAGCCUGAGGGCAGUUAUUAAGGCCUGUGUCAGAGAGGGUGAGAUGCCUGGUCCCCUGUCUUUUGUAUUUAUAUGUGUGUGUACAUUGUGUGUACAUUGUGUGCGUGGCAGUCAGGGUCCCUCUGGCCACAUCAUCACUGUUUGAGUCAGACACAGCCUGUUCAAACAUGCACCCUAAGCUGCUCGCCCCCAUGCACUUUCUCUGUUUUACACACACGCACAGGCACUGGGGCCAGGCAUGCCCCUGAAUUGUGGGGAAAGUGCCACAGCCAAUAAUCUGUAUAUUGUAAAAUUGUUUAUCCAAAAAUCUUCUCAAAUAGCAAAUGUUUAUGUUCAAAUGGAACAUAUGAACCUUUAAAAAAAGUUUUGUUUCCCCACUCAGUUGUAUCUGUAGAGCUGUAGUUCGACCAUCAGUCCAUUGCACCUUAAUGGAAAAGCAGGUGAAUGCACUUUGUUACUGAGGAGGGAGCGCUUUUGACAAUGAAACGGGUACUUUAAAGUGAUCCAGUUGCACAUGAGAUCAAUAGCAUCUUCUGCACUGGUUUAGUUCAGGUUGUAUUGAUGAGCUGCCAAAUCAUUUAAAGCUGAACUGUUCAGAUCUCUUAAAGAGAAGCCAGUUCAGAUAAAUGUUGGGUUUGUGACCAUAAAAACAAAAUUAUUCCAACUGAUUGCACUUGAAUUUAGAGACGAAGAAUUGGACCAUUUAUCUAUAUAUCUCAAUAUAAAGUGGUGGAUCAUGAAAGGGCACUAUGCUAGUGUGUGUGUGUCUGUGCACUUGCCUUGCAUGUGCACAGGCGUGCGUUACUGGCUGGCAGGCUGGAGGGUCUCAGGACAAGCUUGGAUAAACAAACUUCAUGUCUAGCCCAUCUGUUCACCAGCUCCUCUCAUAACUACACUCUCUCUCAGAGGAGCAGCAGUGAUAAUAGACCACGGUACCACAGAAGCAAAAAUGCUAUAUCGUAAAACAGUUAAUUGAACAGUUGCUUGUUUACUUUACAGUUCUCUGGGUCCAGAUUUGCAUAAUUUAUCUUUAAAGCUUGUUGGCCAUUGAUGGGAGUGUAGUUUCUAUUUGGAUGUUAUGAUAUACAUAGUCUGAGGUUUUUGCACAGUGCGGCAGACCAAUGCAGAUCUGUUCUUCUUUGAUCUUUGUGGAAGGCGGUACUUGGUAUGGGUCACACAAGCCCAUUUAGUCUCUGCAUGUCUUUAAUUUAAGAGCACCUGUUGGCACUUUUUGAGCCGCAUUUGUUUCUUUGGACUACGUUGUCAUGUAAAAGUCUUACAUGUGUUGAUUAACCAAAGCCCCUGUCCCCAACUAUUGUCCAUAGAAAGGACUUACAUAGAGACGUGUGUAGAAGAAUGUUUAUAAUUUAUCCAGACUGGGCCUCGCAGAUAAAGCCACAUGCAGUUGCCCUCCUCUUGAAUAUAUGCUGAGAUGUGUGUGGAGUCAGAUAUCUACUUGAGUUUACUUUCUAACGGUCUUUUUGUCCUUGUGGACGAUAGAAUCAGAGGUGUAAGGAUGUAUAGUUAUUAUUUCUUGUUUUCUAAAAGUUGAGUUGUGCUACAGCUGUUUUUAUUUCUUAACAAUAUGACAUGGUUGCAUGAAUGUGUGUGCGUGUCUGGGUCAGCGUGUGGAUUGUUGUGCCAGGAGGGUGGGUUAAAGGGUGCUUGGGUAGGGUUAUGGAUACAAAGCCUGAGAGCACUGGAAAUGGUGCUUAAGCUGGGAGAGCAAAAAUUUGCACUAAUGUUAAUGUCCUUGUCCUGCUUAUGGGAGAAGGCCAAGAGACCACCAGCCACCUUGCUAACUAGCAUUAGCUUACAGCAGUGUGGUAAUACUCAGUGGUCUCACAAAGAGUCCAUCCGCUCCCCUAUGGAGAUGUAAUCAAAGACAGAUCAUAUGAAAUUCACAUGCAACAAUAAAUACCAAAGCAUAAAACACUUAAGCUAAAUAAAUAAAAUGGUUCACAGAAUGUCAAUGUAUGUUUUAUCUCAAUAAAAUAUUAGUACAAAUAAAUGAUCACAAGGAGACCCUCACUAUUGAGUCAUAAGUGCAUGUUCAGUAGUCAUUUAGGAAGUGUUUAUCUUGCUUUUCCGUAGAUAUUCUUUUCAGCCCUAUUGAACUUUGUGUAUAUCCAAGCAGACUCUAUGUAGAUCAAUGGUUACACAUCAUUUAUACAGUACAUGAUUGGGUGACUUUGAGGAAAAAAAAAAAACUGUUUCACACCUGGAGCAGUCUGGGGCUAUAUAAAUGUCUCUGAGCAGCUUUAAGCUUGUGUUUGUAUUGAUAAAGACAGUGGUAUUGUGCAGUGUGGGGCUGAGGCUCACUCCUAUGAAAACUACAGAAAACUGUGGUGUGCCUUACACACAAAACUACACAUUUUGUCCAGUGUUUAUACUAUAGACCGUUGAUUGAAACCAAAUUAUAAAAGCUGCUUUGGCUUAGCAUUGAGAUUGUUUCAGUCAAUCUUAACGCUUUACUUUGGCAACAUUAAUGAGCAACCACAACUCCAGAGUUGUGUCUGUCUUGCCUCUGUGGCUCCAAACGCCUCAGCCCCAGACCAAGGUUACUCUGACAGGCUAUACAGAAUGUCUCAAUCUUUAUUCUAUGUGUUUGUAUUGACCUUGGUGUUUUGAAUCUAUCUGUAAGGCCACAAAACAAUCAACAUCAAAACACUGAUAACUGACAAUAAUGUGCGUGGUGACACAACAGGGACUGUUAGCUUUGCAAUCUUGCAGACACCUGAUACUGUGUUUUUGUGUGUUUUCCAUUGAGCUUGAGAUGCACAGCAAGAUGAGUGCAGCAUAUGCAGGACGGCACUAUGCACAGCAUGGCUCUGGCACUAGCACAGGCAGCCCUGGGUCCUUCAGAAGGCCGGCAGCUGUCUAUUGGCCGCUUUUAGCCAAGUGGGGGCAGUUUGCACUUGGAGUCUCUCCCCAUCUCUGGGGAUGCAAAGGUGGACACAAAGAGAUGAGGGGGUUGGGGGAGGGGGGGGGGGGGUGUAGAUUUCAGGUAUGACUAAAGACAGAGCAGGUGACCGACUGUUUACUGACCAAUACAUAUGUGUCUUGUGUUUUAAAACAAGGGGAAUCAUGGCCACAAAUUUGAUAACAAAUGUAAAACACAGGAGGUCACCACAGAGACUGCUGAUCUCUUUGUUGUUCCAUGUACUUCUCAGGUGGAAAAAAAUACACUGCUAUGCAUUUAAUUUGAUGUCUGCUCAUUGUAUGGCUCAUUGCUCUAUGUUUAUGCCUUUCUUGUUCACAAAUAUAUUUAACUUAUUACCUCCCACACAAGUUGAAGCUAGAUUACUUUUGCCCAGUGGCUGUAACCAGCAUUUCUCUCUAUUGAUUUAGCGAUAUGUUUGCUGGAAGGAAGGAAGCCAUGGGAGAAUCCUGUAAAAGUCCAUUUACAAAAGCUAUAUUAGAAAAGCACAGAGCAUGUUCUCUUACUUUGCUCCUGUCAUUUUUCUCUCUGGAUUUGUAGCUCUGUGGCUUCUUUGAUCCAGGAUCACAGACCAGCCAGGAGAAAAACACCAUUCGCAGUCAUUUAAAGUCAUUUAGGAAACAUUCCAUAACUUCAUACUUGUGAUUCCCCUUUUUGUAGUGUUUGGCCGGUGAAUUGGAGGCAGCAGACACAUUCGAUAGGUUCAUGCCUGUCUGCCCUGCUCAUUCUGCAUCUGUGUGCAAAACACUCAUAUAGACACUUCAAAAGGCCUGGUGUACCGCUGUCCAACUGCCUUUUUCAGCUUAUGCGAUUGUAACUAAAGCACUUUGUCAAAGGCCAUCUUGAUUUUAUCUGCUUUUAUUUAUGGGUUAUCACUAUUGUUUGUUGUUCCUGUUAUCGUUCUCUUACCACAACUUAUUUAAAUGCAAAGAGUAUAUUUAGAUCUUAAAGAAACUUGAAUAUGUGGUCUCUGGAUGGAAGGUGACUGAUGCUGCCACAUCAUCUGGACAUUAACACAACCACCCUUGUGAAUUAUAAUGCAUAUCCACACAGCAUACCUGUCUCAAAUCUGUUUUGAAGAAGGCUGAUUAAUCUGAUAUUUGAAAACUCCUUUGUUUUAAUUACAAACCUUUAAACAGUUGCAAAACCUUUUGAAAAGGCUAUCUGUUAAAAAAGCUGUGUGUGUAUCCACUUAAUGCAGUUUAUCCUUUUCUGCAAUAACACACUAUUUGUACUCAAAGACUGGGUUGGGGUCCAUGUAGAUUUUGAUGGUUAUGAAUCAGCCAUGUACUGGCAAAAUUGUUUAUAUAUUUAUGGCCUUUACAUCUGUCAUAUGCCAGAUGAUAAAGUAUUGAUAACAACUAUACUUUCAGUGAGUUUAUAGUGCUUACAUUGGUUAAACCUAGGAGAGAGACAUACUACAGGUUUAUUUGUAACUGUGAUUAUAACAGAAUUUUUUUAUACAUGUACAUGUAUACACAUGCAGUGCUUUCUGGAGCAUUACACAUGUAUAUUUUGAAAGCAUAAAAACAAAAAUUCAGUCUACAAUGGCAAAAAUGCUGUUUAUUUUCAACUGAAUUGCAGUAAUAAGCACUUUUGCUUCAUUCUUCCCCAGACACUUAUUUUUUGCAUUUCAGUGUGCAUUUCCUUUUUAUCAACCACCCCUUUUCCGAAUUAUUUGUUAUUAAUGUAGACUGUCAGUUCAUACAUGUUGAAAGCUGCAGGGGAGUAAUUUGCACUUUUUGGCAACAAAAAGAACUUGUAUAUGAGACCACUAAAUCCACACAGUCUAAACCAUAUAAUUCCAUUUUGUGUCAUUUUUAUUGAUUUUCUUUUUUUAAUGUCUGGCAUCUGGUUGUCUGGUUUAAAGAAUAUAACAUCUUUCUAUUAAAAACAAUGGUUGUAAAACA
Periophthalmus magnuspinnatus is the source of this 8611-nucleotide messenger RNA. RefSeq names its product zinc finger and BTB domain containing 7a (gene zbtb7a). The record is from RefSeq and is a predicted model, not a curated record. Gene Ontology annotation, biological process: regulation of transcription by RNA polymerase II. Lineage: Eukaryota; Metazoa; Chordata; Actinopteri; Gobiiformes; Gobiidae. Gene Ontology annotation, molecular function: protein binding; DNA-binding transcription factor activity, RNA polymerase II-specific; RNA polymerase II cis-regulatory region sequence-specific DNA binding.